Molecule: messenger RNA, 3675 nt
Organism: Talaromyces atroroseus
Lineage: Eukaryota; Fungi; Ascomycota; Eurotiomycetes; Eurotiales; Trichocomaceae
Product: Rho1 guanine nucleotide exchange factor 1
Exons: 4
Coding region: 1-3675 (1224 amino acids)
Biological process (GO): intracellular signal transduction
Molecular function (GO): guanyl-nucleotide exchange factor activity
Source: RefSeq, a predicted model, not a curated record
AUGGCGAACUUAAGACACCAGCAAGGCCAGAAUUACCGGCCUAAUCCAUAUGAACCUGCAUCAAAUGUCAAGCGCAAUGCGGCUGCUUUCUCCGAUAUAUUCAGUUCAACCUCCCAUGCCGGUCGAUCACAGACGAUGACUUCGCAAACCCCUCCUUUUCCGACCGACCGAGCACGAACCAUGACUUCUCAUAUCCCACCACCUCAAAUGCAAAGGCAGCCAGUGCCGGCUGUUCGCCAUAUGUCUGGCGGCUAUGAAUCGAAUGCUCUGAACGGCUAUGGAGCGAGUGCUGUCAAUGGCUACGGAAAUCAUGCAAUCCCCAACGGUAGCGUUGCCCCGUCACAGCAGGCACCCCGGAAUUUUCAUCAACAAUACUCACAGCCACAUCCACGGGGCUCUCCAUAUCCUCCACCAUCGCGAGUGACACAGACCCCAAUACCUCCAUACUCUAAUCCUAAUGUGCCAGUUCCUCAUGGUCGCCCAGUCCAACCGCCAGCGUUGAAUUCAGACACAUUUCGCUCGCGCUCGAUGGCUACCGUUCCAACGAGGGGCCCUCCGGGAUAUCCAACACAUCCCAAUAACUACCAGAAUCCUAACAAUGUCUUGCGCCACCAACAACCUUACAAUGCCGUCACGAGAACACCCCAAGGUCGCCUUGUGCCUGAAAAGAAAGAUCCGCAUACAAUGUCUUUGACUUCCUUUUCAUCCUCUCAUGAUCAUGCCCACACAGCUUCCGGCCGAACGGUACCUAUAAAACGACCUCCUUCUGGUCCUGAAAAUAUACCGUCACAACUGCUUCCUGCACAGACAUAUGCACCUACGUUUUCAGAACAGACAAAUCAUCUUGAAGACAAUUAUCGUCCACGUCGCCCUAGUGAAGCAUCCAUAAAUUCCACCGCCAUGUCUAUGGCCUCUACACUUCUUCCCGACCGAACCAUGAGCCUACAAAGUCAACCUAUUCAAAAGAUGAAUAGUCAAUCUACUGCUACCACAGCGGCAUCCCAGCCUCGCAAGGCAAAACCUUUGGUCUAUCCAGCCCUGCUCUCUCGCGUCGCCGGCGUUUUCCGAGAAGGAAUGCCACUUGCAGAAUAUCAAAAGAAUGGCCUGUCAUACCAAAAUGCAUUUCCGGGAUCGAAAGCGGUAGAUUUGAUCGCCCAUAUCAUUCGAACUCAAGAUCGGAAUCUCGCGUUACUACUGGGUCGAGCCCUAGAUGCACAAAAGUUUUUUCAUGAUGUAACGUAUGACCAUCGCCUGCGAGACUCUACCGUUGAGAUAUAUCAGUUCAAGGAGACCAUGACUGAAGAUUCACCUACCUCGGACGUCAAUGGAGUGUUUACUCUUCUCACCGAAUGCUACUCUCCAACCUGCACUCGUGAUAAUCUUUGCUAUUCUAUCGCUUGUCCUAGACGGCUCGAACAACAAGCUCGCUUGAAUCUCAAGCCCCAGCCUGGUCUGCGCCAUUCUUCGUCCAAGGGCAGCCUGCACGCAGAUGAUGAUAACGACGACCAGAAGCUGUGGAUUAACAUGGUUCCCAAAGAGGUCUCUGAUGCCCUUGAGGAUCGCGAGAAAAAGCGCCAGGAAAUCAUCUUUGAAAUCAUGUAUACUGAACGGGACUUCGUCAAGGACUUGGAAUAUUUGCGAGACUUUUGGAUGAGGCCACUUCGUUCCGCUGGCAAUACUAGCUUAUCUCCCAUUCCUGAGCAUCGACGCGAGAAGUUCAUUCGAACUGUCUUUGGGAACUGUUUGGAUGUGCUGAAGGUCAAUUCUGGCCUUUGUGAAGCACUCAAUGCGAGACAGAAGGAAAACCACGUUGUGCGCACUGUUGGUGAUUUAUUUUUGCAGCACGUCCCGCGUUUUGAUCCUUUCAUUAAGUACGGCGCCAAUCAGCUUUACGGGAAGUAUGAAUUUGAGAAAGAGAAAGCUUCCAACCCAGCGUUCGCCCGCUUCGUAGAAGAAACAGAGCGGUUGAAGGAGUCCCGAAAGUUAGAACUGAACGGCUAUCUGACGAAACCAACAACUCGUCUUGCCAGAUAUCCAUUACUUCUCGAGCAGGUGGCUAAAUACACAGCCGAUGACAAUCCAGACAAGCAAGACAUUCCAAGAGCUGUCGGCCUAAUCAAGGAUUUUCUUUCUAGGGUCAAUACCGAAAGUGGAAAAGCUGAAAACCACUUUAAUUUGGUUCAGCUUAAUGCUGCGCUAAAAUUCAAUCCUGCUGAUUAUGUCGAUCUGAAACUUACCGAGGAGAACCGACAAAUGCUUUCGAAAAUGGCGUUUAAAAAAGGGCCAACUGACAGUUCUGAGGUUACUGCCUAUCUUUUCGAUCAUGCUGUGCUGCUCGUGCGCAUCAAGGUGGUGAAUAAGAGAGAAGAAUAUCGAGUAUAUAAGAAGCCGAUACCACUUGAAUUAUUGGUCAUUACCCAAAUGGAUGAGAUCAUUCCCAGGCUUGGAUUAGCAAAGCGUUCAUCAUCGAGCCUUAUCCCUGGGAAGGUAUCCGUCAAUAACGCUCCUGCGCCGAAAGAAGGCCUUCCCAUCACUUUCAGACAUCUCGGGAAAGGUGGUUAUGACCUGACACUUUUCGCUACUUCUCCAACACAAAGGAAAAAAUUCAUCGAGAUGGUUGAGGAACAGCAGAGGAAGCUUCGGGAGCGCAACAGCAAUUUCUAUUCCAAGACUAUUAUAUGCGAAAAUUUCUUCACGGCGAACAGCCGGGUUACCUGUUUAGUGCCCACUGACGGUGGAAGGAAGUUGGUCAUUGGUACUGAAAAUGGCAUUUUCUUAGCCGAGCGGUGGCCCAAAGAUAAAAACGCAAAACCACGACGAAUUUUGGAUGCCACUGCGGUCACCCAGAUCGAUACGCUAGAAGAAUAUCAAUUGGUGCUGGUGCUAGCCAAUAAAACCCUUAGCUCAUAUCCGAUGGAGGCCUUGGAAGUAAACGAAGGCCAAAAUCCUCUUGCUCGCCGGCCAAAAAAGAUUCAAGGUCAUGCAAAUUUCUUCAAAGUCGGUAUUGGACUAGGGCGACAUCUUGUGUGCUCUGUCAAGACAUCGGCGCUCUCAACUACAAUCAAAGUGUUUGAGCCCAUGGAAAGUUUGACGAGAGGAGGCAGGAAACCAGCUUUGGGCAAGAUGUUCAGGGGAGGUCAAGAUGCCCUGAAGCCUUUCAAGAGUUCUGUUCAGGAAUACUACAUACCUGCCGAGUCCUCUUCCGUACAUUUUCUCCGAUCAACCCUGUGUGUUGGAUGUGCUAGAGGUUUUGAAGUCGUCAGUCUUGAAACAACAGAGAGUCAGUCACUCCUCGACCAAGCAGACACUUCUCUGGACUUCGUGGCCCGAAAGGAAAACGUUAAGCCAAUUUAUAUUGAGAGAUUGAACGGGGAAUUUCUUUUGAAUUACAGUGAUUUUUCUUUCUUCGUUAAUCGAAACGGAUGGCGAGCACGACCGGACUGGAGGAUUUCUUGGGAAGGUACACCAAACGCCUUUGCACUAUCUUAUCCAUACAUACUAGCUUUCGAGCCGAAUUUUAUCGAAAUACGACACAUUGAGACGAGUGAACUUAUUCACAUCAUGACCGGAAAGAACAUUCGAAUGUUGCAUUCUUCGACAAGAGAGAUCCUAUAUGCCUAUGAAGACGAAGAUGGGGAAGAUGUGGUGGCCAGUUUGGACUUCUGGAAACGAUGA